AGCCGUUUGGUUCAUAACAGGAAGGGCGGGCGCAAAACAGGCCAAGCCACACGAGCGAUUCGCAUGGCGCCUCGCUCCAGCGUUGUAUCCAUUGCCUUGGCUGGAACCAUGGCGGUCGUCCUUGGAUCCACCAGCUUCGUGACUCUGCAGCUGGGCCCCGCUCAACUGAAGGAUGCGCGAUCUGCGAGAGGCCAAGCAUCAUCUUCUGGUGCAAGUGUUGGCCAAGCCAUGCCCUUCGCACUUGUGAUGGGUGCUGCAGCACUGGGUGCUGGAUUGAGCAGAGUUGGCCGAAAAGUGGGCCAGACCAGGGCUUCUGCAGUGGUUUGCCAUGCCGAAUCCAAGCCUCACGUGAACAUCGGCACCAUUGGCCACGUCGACCACGGCAAGACCACUCUGUCUGCUGCCAUCUCUCUGGUCUGCGGCCAAUUUAGCACCUCUGGCGACACGAAGCAGAAGUCCUAUGAGGAGAUUGACAACGCCCCAGAGGAGCGGUCGCGUGGUAUCACCAUCAACGCCUCCCACAUUGAGUACGAGACGGAGAACAGGCAUUACUGUCACGUGGACUGCCCAGGGCAUGCAGACUAUGUGAAGAACAUGAUCACAGGAGCAUGCCAAAUGGAUGGAGGAAUUCUGGUGAUUUCCUCCCCAGAUGGACCCAUGGCCCAGACGCGCGAGCACAUUCUCCUCUCGAAGCAGGUGGGCGUGCCCAAGCUGGUUUGCUUCAUGAACAAGGUGGACAUGAUGGAUGAUGAGGAGCUGUUAGAGCUGGUCGAGCUGGAAACCCGUGAGAUGUUGAGCCAGUAUGGCUUCCCUGGUGACGACACUCCGUUCGUGCAAGGAUCUGCCUUGCAGGCCCUGGAAGCCAUGAAGAGCAACCCAGGAACCAAGAAAGGUGAUGACAAGUGGGUCGACAAGAUCUUGGAGCUGAUGGAGACUGUGGAUGACUACAUCCCAACGCCAGAGCGUGACACUGACAAGCCUUUCCUCUUGGCUGUGGAGGACGUGUUCUCCAUCUCUGGUCGAGGAACUGUGUGCACUGGCCGAGUUGAGCAGGGUAUUGUGAAGAAGGGCGAUGAGGUGGAGAUUUUGGGCCGCGGCAAGAAGCC
This is a messenger RNA of Durusdinium trenchii, 1106 nucleotides long. The record is from the annotation of a GenBank genome assembly. Lineage: Eukaryota; Dinophyceae; Suessiales; Symbiodiniaceae.